This is a messenger RNA of Topomyia yanbarensis, 1870 nucleotides long. It is a transcript of the gene eIF3l, whose product is annotated as eukaryotic translation initiation factor 3 subunit L. The record is from RefSeq and is a predicted model, not a curated record. The transcript is spliced from 2 exons. Gene Ontology annotation, cellular component: eukaryotic translation initiation factor 3 complex; cytoplasm. Gene Ontology annotation, molecular function: translation initiation factor activity; protein binding. Lineage: Eukaryota; Metazoa; Arthropoda; Insecta; Diptera; Culicidae. Bases 130 to 1749 code for a protein of 539 amino acids. Gene Ontology annotation, biological process: translational initiation.
CUCCAAGUUUGACAGACUGCUUGGAAAUUUUGCCUUUCCAAGUUUACACGUACGAAUCUUUUGCUGCGUGUUCUAUUACUAGCUGUUUAUACGGAAAUCUCGAUUAUUAAAAAGAAUUUAUCCCUUAAAAUGUACUCUAACGAAGACUACUCAGAAGGGGGCUACGAUGACUACGGCUACGACACAGGAGUGGUAGACGACGGUGUUUAUGACCGAGGCUACUAUCCGAUGCAUGAAGAUGUGAAAAAGUUUCUGGUGUAUUUCUGCAGUGUGAUCAAAGGCGGUGUUGUCUACGAAAUUCAAAAUUUGUACGAGAAUACUUUUCCCAAAUUAAGCGAGCAGCACUUCGAGAAGAAAGCUUGGCCCAGCGAGGAUGAAGUUGCUCAUCUGGUGGAUAAUGAUAAUCUGUUCAUGAUUCUGUACAAGGAACUUUACUAUCGCCAUUUGCACGCCAGAAUUCAGGGAGGCCCGUCGUUGGAACAGCGAUUGAAUUCGUUCUAUAAUUACUGCAACUUUUUCAAUUAUAUCCUGCCCUCAAAGGAGCCGGUUCAGUUGGAACUUCCCGACAUUUGGUUGUGGGAAUUGAUUGACGAAUUUGUUUAUCAGUUUCAAAAUUUUGCACAGUACCGGGCAAGAUUAACAGACAAGAGCGACGAGGAAAUGGACACGCUGCUGAACAAUAACAGCAAAGUUUGGAAUAUUCUUUGUAUUCUGAACGUACUCCAUUCAUUGGUUUCGAUGUCAAAGAUUAAAGAUCAAUUGGAAGCCGCUGCAGCUGGUCAUGAUCCGGAGGAAGUGGCCGGCGAAUUUGGUCGCCAUUCUUUCUACAAGAUGCUGGGGUACUUCAGCUUAGUUGGACUGUUACGUGUCCAUUCACUUCUAGGUGAUUAUCAUCAGGCCAUUAAAGUUCUGGAACCGAUCGAGAUUCACAAGAAAAGCCAAUACUCGCACAUCCCGGCUUGCCAAAUUUCGACUUCCUAUUACGUUGGAUUUGCCUACAUGAUGAUGAGACGUUACUCCGAUGCUAUUCGCACAUUUUCGUCAAUCCUUUUGUAUAUCCAGCGUACUAAGCAAUUAUACAGUGCUCGUUCGUACCAGAAUGAUCAGAUUAACAAGCAAACGGAUCAAAUGUACCACCUGUUGGCUAUUUGUUUGGUAUUGCAUCCUCAAUGCAUUGAUGAAUCCAUUCAACAAGUAUUACGCGAGAAAAACUAUCACGAUAAUAUGUACAAAAUGCAGUGUGGUGAUUUGGAUACUUUCCGCACAUUCUUUGUGUUUGCUUGCCCAAAAUUUGUUUCUCCGGUUCCUCCACCGUCAGAUGCACCGGUUGACGACUACGUCAAAGAAGCUUUGGAACAUCAAACCAACGUAUUCAUGGAUGAAGUUCGCCAGCAACAAGAGCUACCAACUAUUCGUUCAUAUUUGAAACUAUACACCACACUUCCCUUACUGAAAUUGGCCUCGUUUAUGGACAACAUCCCGCAGGACGAAAUUGGCGAGCAGAAAAUCGAAAACUUGUUGACCCAUUUGCUUUGCUUCAAACAUAAGAUGAAGAACAUUGUUUGGACCAAGGGAGCAAGCGGUUUGGAAGGCAAGUUCCAGUCAGGUUCCGAGUUGGAUUUCUUCAUCGACAAGGACAUGAUUCACAUUGCGGACACUAAAGUUUCGCACCGUUACGGCGACUUCUUUAUCCGCAAGAUCAUGAAAUUUGAAGAUUUGAACCGUCGUUUGCACAACUUGAAGGGUUGAGUGGAAGCGGUAUAGAACCGUAGCAAGUGAACGUCUAGUUUCACUUUUACAAAUAUAUUCUUAAUUCAUUUGUAAUUGUAAUCACCCACAAUAACGAUAUAAAGGAUUGAUUUCCUAGGGA